GAUAUGCGCAUGCGACUCGAAUUGGCGAUAUUCUAGGUAAUGCAAGAAACCUUAGCUGCUCGUUGCACAGAGUAACCCGCGCCUCUCAGCCAGCCAAAACAAUAUGGCCGUAACGGUGUGUACUCGGUUUAGUGAUAACUACGAACUGAAAGAAGAACUGGGGAAAGGCGCAUUUUCUAUAGUCAGGAGAUGUGUUCAAAGGAAUACUGGAUUAGAGUUUGCGGCUAAAAUUAUCAAUACAAAGAAGCUGUCUGCUCGAGAUUUUCAAAAAUUGGAACGUGAAGCCAGGAUUUGUAGAAAGCUCAACCAUACAAAUAUAGUUCGAUUACAUGACAGUAUUCAAGAAGAAGGUUACCAUUACUUAAUAUUCGAUUUAGUAACAGGUGGAGAAUUAUUUGAAGAUAUUGUAGCUAGGGAAUAUUAUAGUGAAGCUGAUGCCAGUCAUUGCAUUCAGCAAAUUUUAGAAAGUGUUAGCCAUUGCCAUCAAAACAGUAUUGUCCAUCGAGAUUUAAAGCCAGAAAAUUUAUUACUAGCUAGUAAAGCUAAAGGUGCAGCUGUAAAACUUGCAGACUUUGGCUUAGCUAUUGAGGUACAAGGGGAACAACAAGCUUGGUAUGGUUUUGCUGGCACACCUGGUUACCUAUCACCGGAAGUUCUAAAAAAAGAUCCUUAUGGAAAACCUGUUGAUAUUUGGGCAUGUGGUGUUAUUCUAUAUAUAUUGCUUGUUGGUUAUCCACCCUUUUGGGAUGAAGAUCAACAUAGGCUGUAUGCCCAAAUUAAAGCUGGUGCUUAUGAUUAUCCAUCUCCUGAAUGGGAUACAGUGACACCUGAAGCUAAGAAUUUAAUCAAUAGUAUGUUAACUGUAAAUCCAGGCAAAAGAAUCACUGCCAGUGAAGCUCUCAAACAUCCAUGGAUUUGUCAACGAGAGCGUGUUGCAUCUACUCUUCAUCGUCAAGAAACUGUGGACUGCCUCAAGAAAUUCAAUGCUCGUCGUAAACUGAAGGGUGCAAUACUUACGACCAUGUUAGCCACACGUAACUUUUCUAGCCAUGUAACUGCUCCAAAUCAAGGUCGAAGUAUCAUGGCCAAAAAAGGUGAAGGCUCUCAAGUUAAAGAAUCCACUGACAGCAGCACGACUCUUGAAGAUGAAGAUGUUAAAGCUAAAACUUCAAUUCCUGACAGCACUAAGAUUUUACAAGCUUUUCAAAAAAGGGCCUCUCUACCUAGUCUUCCUGCCUCCUUAACCAUUGCCACUACAGGUGAGAAACUUGUGUGUGCACCCAACAAAUUAAAUUCUUUAAAGGUUUUUGAUGAUAGCAGAAUUUCCCGUGUCAAUCUGCAGAUUAAAAAAUCCUAAUUUUUCUACAACUGGAACAUUAUAGUCAGACAGAUAUAGUUUGUCUAUGGUAUGAACUCCCCACACCACAAAAUCUAAAGCCGUCUGCUCCAAUGGAAACAAGAAUAGUGUAUUUCAGCGAGGGUAGCUAAGAUUCCCUUUCUCUCGCAGACCCGAACCAAAACCUGUCUUAAACAAUGACUUCCACACCCCUACUUGAAAUAAUUAUACCUCGCUACCAUAGUCACCACCAGGCGAAUGGCUGGGGGAGUUCUUACUUUAGACUAACUGUACCAGUAGUGUAAUUAUGUUUAGUCUAACAUAGUAAUAGAUAAAA
Parasteatoda tepidariorum (common house spider) is the source of this 1673-nucleotide messenger RNA. It is a transcript of the gene CaMKII, whose product is annotated as Calcium/calmodulin-dependent protein kinase II. The record is from RefSeq and is a predicted model, not a curated record. Lineage: Eukaryota; Metazoa; Arthropoda; Arachnida; Araneae; Theridiidae. Gene Ontology annotation, molecular function: calmodulin binding; ATP binding; calcium/calmodulin-dependent protein kinase activity. Gene Ontology annotation, biological process: protein phosphorylation.